This is a messenger RNA of Symbiodinium sp. CCMP2592, 1653 nucleotides long. The record is from the annotation of a GenBank genome assembly. Lineage: Eukaryota; Dinophyceae; Suessiales; Symbiodiniaceae.
AUGGCGAUGCAGCUUCGCACAGUACUUGCGCUGUCUGCAUCACUGGUGCACCUGGGGCUUGGUGACGACACUUGCCUGCUGCAGCUCACGGUGAACCUCUCAGGAGCCGCAAAGGUCAACACCAGCACUGCUUUCGUGCAGCAUGCCGGUGCGUCACUGCCUGACGGGCCUGACGCCUUGGAUCUUCAAUCAGGCGAUCUACGCUCCUCGUGGCGUGAUGCCUUUCGGGCUGAGGUGUGCAUUUUCUUGUCCGUGGUAGGAAGUAUUUGUGCCGCCUUCUGCAUCGGUGAGAUGUUUCAGUUCACACUGUCAACAAGGAUCGGCCGGCGUGCUGGGCAAGCAGUCUAUGUGCUCAGCGCACUGAUGGUGACGGUGGGGCAGGGCAUGCUCCUGACCGUCUCACUGCCCCUGGCAGAGUACCUGGGCUACUCCGCUGCGGCCUCCGGAUUCCUGUGUUCCACCACCAGCCUAGGUGCACUCGCAGCGCAAGCUGGUAUGGCCUACCUCGUGCCGGCGACAGUCCUUACCAACAGUUCUCAGGGCUUCCUGCGAAGAUGUGCUAUUGCCAGCACCUUCUUGCAGGGCGUGUUCCACACCCUCUUUGUCAUUGCACUCUGUGUUCCGUUGUCGGACACGGCGCGGUGGUACUGCCUGAUCCUGUCCAGGAGCUUUGCGGGCUGCUUUGCAGGUCUCGGCAUCCUCUUUGGCGGUUUCCUCGCCUUCGCCAUGACACCGGGGCACGAGAUGCUGAACCUGCAGACAGCUGUUCAAGGCGCCUACGGGGUGGGUCAGUGUUUGGGCAACCUCGUCUCCUCCCUUGCCCUGGUUCUCGUGCACCUCACAGGCAGCGAGAAGACCGAGGAAGCUUUGGAAGCUGGGGCGGCGCCCGUGAUGCUGUUUGUCCUGAUGCUGCUCUUCUUGCUAGCUAUUCUGGUUCUCCUGGUGCCGCGGGAGUCUGUGGAGUCUGCGCCCGUAUACGACGCUGUAGAACUUCAAGUUCACGAUCGAACUGAGGAGGAGAAGGAGGCCCCUCUUAGCCCCAAGAACGACGUGCUCGCGAGCCUUGUGGGGUCGGAUCGUGCCGCUCUCUUUCGUGCAGGGAUCGUCUACAAUUUUGAGCGGACCUUCUCCGUGGCCUCCAUCGAAGUAGCGACCACCAUGAUCUCCCAGGUGGAGUUCGGCUUCACGCCCCUCAUCACCGGAUGGAUCUUCGGUGCCAUCGCAGCAGGAUCAUUUCUGGCCAACAUAAUCGUCGUGUGCACUUCCCCAGAUGUGGACUUCCGCGCCAUGCUGAUGCUUGGUUUUGCCUUCGUGGGCGUCGCGACAGCUCCAUUCCUGAUGAACUUCUGGCCCUGGUGGUCGUUGUACGUGGCCGACACGCUGAUGAUGACCAUGACCAUGGCAGCCAACGGAAUUUCGGAUGGCCUCUGCAUCCUCUCUGCAACAGGUGAAGAGGGAUACAGCCGACAGGCCUUCAUCAACCAGAAGAUGCUGAGCAUGGCCGUGGCCAAGGUCAUUGCCGCACCCAUCGCUCGAGGACUCCUCCCCUGGUUGGGCCGGAACGGCUAUGCCUCCGUGCAGCUGCUGGUGACCCUGGCCGGCUUUUUCGGCAUCCACAAGAUGUACCGCAUCAUCUCUUCCCGGAAGCGCUAG